Molecule: messenger RNA, 481 nt
Organism: Solanum stenotomum
Lineage: Eukaryota; Viridiplantae; Streptophyta; Magnoliopsida; Solanales; Solanaceae
Exons: 4
Source: RefSeq, a predicted model, not a curated record
AUAUUUUCCUUCAUUGUGACAAAACUUUACUGCCUCGCAACCCAGCAGCGUGGAGCUCAUGGAAUUUUCUUGGAACCAUGAAUAGUAGAGUAUGUGUGACAUAUUGGCUCAAUAUACUCCAGAACCUUGGUGAGACUGAGCGGCCUUAUUGUGUAACUCUAAAUCCUCCUCACACACCAGAGCAUACAUUGCUUAAGUGGACCACCGGCCAUCCAGUACCCUCAGUUGCUGCAUCAAAAGCUUCUUCCGAACUUUAUCAAAUCCAAGGGAAGAGAGGAAUAUGGUUUUGUGGAGCAUAUCAAGGCUAUGGUUUCCAUGAGGAUGGACUAAAGGCGGGUGUCGUUGCUGCAGAUGGCAUGCUUAGAAGGAAUUGUAGUAUUUUAGAUAACCCCAAGCAUAUGGUACCAACCUGGCCUGAAACUGGAGCACUCAUCGUUGUUACUAGAUUUCUCAAAAGUUUCAUUCAAACAGGAUGCAUAAU